Rubroshorea leprosula is the source of this 1269-nucleotide messenger RNA. The record is from the annotation of a GenBank genome assembly. NCBI's taxonomy places the organism in Eukaryota, Viridiplantae, Streptophyta, Magnoliopsida, Malvales, Dipterocarpaceae.
CUCCAAACAUUUAUCUUCCUUUUCCUCAAUCAUCUCUCCUCUUCAAAACUGAUAAUAAUUAUUAUAAAGAAGAGUUUCGUUUAAGUAUUUUCUUCUUUUCGUCUUUAGCUUGUCGACGUGAUCGGAGAUCAUGGAGGACAGCCGGCGAGGAGGACUGUCGAGAGUGGAGAAGAUAGAUCUGAAGAAGAUGGACGAGCAACUCGAUCGACUCUGGAUAAUGCAGAAACGUAAAGAAAGAGAGAAACAGAUGAAGCUUAGGGAAUGGGAAAUUGACGCCGAUAAGCUGACCGUCAAUGUUGCCCUCGCUAGUGGUACUUACGCUUCUGUAUACAAAGGAGUUUACGACGGCCAAGACGUUGCCGUGAAAGUGCUUGAGUGGGGAGAGGAAAGCAAAAGGUCUAGAGUCGAAGCAGCAUUCAUGAAGGAGGUUUCCGUUUGGCAUAAGCUUGAUCACCCUAACAUUGCUAAGCUUAUAGGUGCUAAAAUGGAUUCUACUAAUUGUUGUAUUGUUUCUGAGUAUCUUUGUGGAGGUAGUGUGAAAUCUUAUCUUCAACAGAACCGGGAAAGGAAGCUGCCUUUCAAGAUUGUCAUUCAACUUGGACUAGAUCUUGCUAGAGGGUUGAGUUAUCUUCAUUCUAAGAAGAUUGUACAUAGAGACGUAAAAACAGAAAAUCUACUUCUCGAUGAAAAUUUUAGGUUAAAGAUAAUUGAUUUUGAUGUUUCUCGUGGCGAAUCGUUAAACCCUGAUGAGAUGACAGGCAGCACAGGCACAGUUGGUUACAUGGCCCCUGAGGUGAUUGAAUGCAAACCGUACAAUAGAAAAUGCGAUGUAUACAGCUUUGGAAUUUGCUUGUGGGAGAUAUGCAGUUGCAACUCAUCUUACCGCAACCUAAGCUUACCAAGAUUGUCAAGAUUGAUCACUUCCCCCGGUAUCCGACGGGCUAUGAGACCGGACAUUCCCGGAGACUGUCCGAGAGCACUAGCCAACGUGAUGAGGAAGUGUUGGAAUGCAGAUCCUAAUAGCAGACCAGAGAUGGAAGAAGUAGUCACAAUGUUAGAGGCCAUUAAAGACACAUCAACAAGUACCUGCUUCUGUUUCUUCAGGAGGACUUGAUGCUAGAAAUACCCCUUUUUUUUUCUUUUUUUUUUUUUUUUUUUGGGGUGUAAAUCGAAAGUAGUAGCAGCUAGUCAGUAGAUGUUUUUCAUGAGCAUGUUUCAGAGAGUUGAAUUUUGGUCUCCAGAUUACAGGAAUAACAACAGGUUAGUCGC